Molecule: messenger RNA, 855 nt
Organism: Angiostrongylus costaricensis
Lineage: Eukaryota; Metazoa; Nematoda; Chromadorea; Rhabditida; Metastrongylidae
Source: the annotation of a GenBank genome assembly
AUGCUGAAAGCGGUUCUAGGACCGGAACAAAGCAAGUUUAUAGUGAACGGCCUCCCUCCAUUAGAACUUCAAGUAGGGAAAGAUGGUUUUUUUGAUGGAUUCAUCACUUUCGCUACAGGUAUGGAUAAUAUGUGGUUGAUGCCCACGAUGAACAACAAAUGGGCUAUCGAUUCAGCUGCAGUGCUAUUUCCUCUUCAACCUCUUAAUCUUAUACAAAAAGGGUCCUUGGCUGUAGUUCGUCUUCAGUACAACAAGAAUGCAAUGUCAUGGACAAGAGUGCUUGUAGAAAGCAGACCUGAUGCCGCCCACGCAAAUGUGUAUCUCGUUGAUUCUGGAGCACGGCAAAUGGUGAACGUGAGAAGCCUUUAUGAAAUGCCACUAGAGAUGAAAAGAUUUCCUCCUCAGGCUAUUCCGGUUCUUCCCAGUAUCUCUUCAUCACCAGACCUUGCACCAGGAGAAUGGGGAAAACUGGCAAAUGUUCGGAUUACUGUCCGCAUGAAUGCUGUCAAAGAGAAUAGAUUUGUCUGCGAUCAACUAACUGUCUAUGAAGCUUUCACACGCGCCGAUCUUGAUUUCGGCGCGGCUAUUCGUAACGGUAUCGAGCUGGAACGUGCAAAUUUUUCAUUCAUGCCAAUGGAUGAUAAGCGUUAUAACAUUAUCGGACCGCCGCAGAUCAGACCCAGCAAUGAUGCCUUUCUUAUUGACCAAAGUAGUCAAGGGCGACCAGUGUUUUAUGUGUCCAUAAUUGGUGUACUGAUGGCAGUUGCUUCACUUCUGUUGAUUAUUGGAUAUGCCUAUAGACGAGUGCAGGUCGAACGUGCACAUCGGCGAGAGGACGUGCAGGAACCCCCGUGA